GUUUGAAUUUGCAGGAUCGCAGAAAUAGUUGCCAAAUCAAGUAGCGAAGUCAUUAAAUGGCGAAUUCGUAGUAAAUAAACUAAUCAAAAGCAAUAACGAGAAUACUAAAGUAAACAAAGCAAUUAACGGACAAACUGUGCGACUAAGCGUCGGUGUUUCCAUUGUCAAAAUGUCGCACUUUAGCGCGAUAUUCGAGAAUUUGCGUUUGGUAGCUGCCAAACGUAUGCCAAGCACGCCAACGCAUCAACAGAAGCUACAACAACAGCAACAGAAACAGUUACAACAACAGCAACAACAGCAGCAGCAGCAGCAUCCACACAACGCAUGCAAUAGCAAUGCCAUAGAAAACAACGAAAUCCAAACAAAUCAUCAUUCCUCGCCGCCAACAACGGAAAAGCGCAACGAAAUGGAAAACGGCAGAAGGUCACAAAUCCACAUUAAAGAGCCACAAGAACAGCUGCAGCAACAAAACCUGCCAGGUGGCAGCAAUAGUGCCAACAGCACACCAAAUCGGCAGCACUACACAAAGAGGCAGAGCAUUUCGGGGCGAGGCACAGAGAGUGCCAAAAAUUCGCCAGUUCACGUUGGCCGCAGUGCAACGGGUGGUGGCAAUAGUACGGGCGUAAUUGUGGAAAUCGAUGGCAGUCGAACUGCUGGUGGUGGUGGUGGUGGCGGAAAGGCACGUGAGCUUUCGCCUACACCGAAGAAUCAGGGACAGCGUAAACUGUCGCAGGAUUUUCGAGCGCGUGCCGGCAGUUUUAUACACGUGGAUGAGGAGGGGCGCAGCAUACUGAUACGCAAGCCCGUGCGGCUCAAGAAUAUCGAGGGCAGGCCAGAGGUGUAUGAUACGCUACACUGCAAAGCAAAAGAGUCAUUGUCCUGUUCGAAAGCGACAUGCAUGAGCAGCGUUAUGGCCCUCGGCACGGCCCCAGUUGAAGCGCGCAAGCCCGAUGUGGUACUGGAACAUGCCAAAGAUUUUUUGGACCAAUAUUUUACAUCGAUAAAGAGAGCUUCGAGUGUCGCUCAUGACACCCGCUGGAAACAGGUGCGUCAGAAUAUCGAAUCCAGUGGCUCUUAUCAACUCACCGAAACCGAAUUGAUUUAUGGCGCGAAAUUGGCCUGGCGCAAUUCAUCACGUUGCAUUGGACGCAUACAAUGGUCCAAAUUGCAGGUAUUCGAUUGUCGUUAUGUCACCACAACGAGCGGCAUGUUCGAAGCCAUUUGCAAUCACAUCAAAUAUGCGACCAACAAAGGGAAUCUCAGAUCGGCAAUUACGAUAUUUCCGCAGCGCACAGAUGGCCGCCACGAUUAUCGCAUUUGGAACAGCCAACUCAUUUCGUAUGCUGGAUAUAAGCAGACCGAUGGUAAAAUCAUUGGAGAUCCUAUGAAUGCGGAAUUUACUGAGGUUUGCCUCAAAUUGGGCUGGAAGGGCAAAGGUACCGAAUGGGAUAUUUUGCCGUUGGUUGUGUCAGCAAAUGGUCACGAUCCGGACUAUUUCGAUUAUCCACAGGAAUUAAUAUUGGAAGUGCCGUUAAGUCAUCCAAAAUUCGAGUGGUUUGCGGAUUUGAGCCUGCGCUGGUAUGCCGUGCCCGCAGUGUCAUCGAUGCUGUUCGAUGUCGGUGGCCUCCAGUUUACAGCGACUACAUUUAGCGGUUGGUAUAUGUCAACGGAAAUUGGUUGUCGGAAUUUGUGUGACUCAAAUAGACGCAAUAUGUUGGAGACCAUUGCGUUGAAGAUGAAUUUGGAUACGCGCACACCCACCUCGCUGUGGAAGGAUAAGGCACUUGUGGAGGCGAAUAUAGCAGUAUUACAUUCCUAUCAGAGUCAUAAUAUUACAAUUGUGGAUCAUCACACAGCCAGCGAGAGUUUUAUGAAACACUUUGAGAAUGAAUCAAAAUUGCGCAAUGGCUGUCCAGCUGAUUGGAUUUGGAUUGUGCCGCCUAUGUCUGGCUCGAUAACGCCUGUCUUCCAUCAGGAAAUGGCUUUGUAUUAUUUGAAGCCAUCGUUUGAGUACCAAGAUCCGGCUUGGCGUACGCACAUAUGGAAGAAAGGACGCGGCGAAGGCAAGAGCAAGAAACCGAGACGUAAAUUUAAUUUCAAACAAAUUGCAAGGGCUGUGAAAUUUACAUCGAAAUUAUUUGGGCGCGCCUUGUCAAAACGUAUCAAGGCGACUGUUUUAUAUGCAACCGAAACGGGCAAAUCGGAGCAAUAUGCAAAACAGCUGUGUGAACUAUUGGGACACGCAUUCAAUGCACAGAUUUACUGCAUGUCCGACUACGACAUUUCGUCUAUAGAGCACGAAGCCUUACUCAUUGUGGUAGCAUCAACAUUCGGUAAUGGCGACCCUCCAGAGAAUGGAGAGCUUUUCUCACAGGAAUUGUAUGCGAUGCGUGUGCAGGAGAGCAGCGGCGAUGGUCAGGAUUCCAGUAUCGGUGUCAGCUCAUCGAAAUCCUUCAUGAAAGCAAGCUCACGCCAAGAUUUAAUUAAGCUACCACUACAGCAAGUGAAGAAAAUUGAUCGCUGGGAUUCGCUGCGUGGCUCGACGUCAGAUACGUUUACGGAGGAGAAUUUUGGACCGCUGUCGAAUGUAAGAUUCGCCGUCUUCGCUUUGGGUUCCUCUGCCUAUCCCAACUUUUGCGCCUUUGGCCAGUAUGUCGACAAUAUACUCGGCGAGUUGGGCGGUGAGCGGCUACUAAAGAUCGCUUAUGGUGAUGAAAUGUGCGGACAAGAACAGUCUUUCCGCAAAUGGGCGCCUGAGGUAUUUAAGCUUGCUUGCGAAACUUUCUGCUUGGAUCCAGAUGAAAGUCUAUCGGAUGCCUCGUUGGCUUUACAGAAUGAGUCUCUCACGGUGAACACAGUACGACUGGUACCCUCAAAGACGCGUGGCAUACUGGAAGAGUUGCUAUCGAAAUUUCACAAUAAAAAAGUUUAUUGUUGUCAAAUCAAAGAAGCGCCAUUUAAUCUCACCAAUAUUGGCAAUGGUGAAAAAACUACAAUACUUUUGAAGAUCAACGCUCCCGGCUUGGAGUAUGAGCCAGGCGAUCACGUUGGCAUAUUUCCCGCCAAUAGCGCAGACGUUGUUGAUGGCAUCUUGAAGCGUCUGAUAGGUGUAGAAGAUGUGGAUGAAGUGCUGCAAUUGCAGCUGCUCAAAGAGAAGCAUACCUCGAAUGGCAUUUUCAAGUUGUGGGAGUCACACGACAAAGUACCACCGGAUUCCAUGCGCAAUCUAUUAAUGCGCUUCUUCGAUGUAACCACGCCCCCAACGCGUCAAAUGCUCACAUUACUCUCUGGAUUCUGUGAUGACAAUCAAGACAAAGAGCGACUGCAAUUGCUGGCAAAUGACUCAUCUGCCUAUGAGGAUUGGCGCCACUGGCGUCUACCACAUUUGCUGGAAGUGCUGGAAGAGUUCCCCUCCUGCAAGCCACCCGCCACGCUGGUAUUGGUCAAUUUAAUGCCGCUGCAGGCGCGCUUCUACUCGAUCUCCUCUUCGCCGCGCAAAGUCAAUAACGAAAUACAUCUGACAGUGGCCAUUGUGCGCUAUCGGUCUGAGGAUGGCAAUGGUGAUCAACGUUAUGGCGUCUGUUCUAAUUAUCUGGCCGGUCUGCAAGAGGGCGCUGACGUGCAUAUGUUUGUACGCAGCGCGCCCAGUUUCCAUUUACCCACCGAGCAUGCACGUCCGAUUGUGUUGAUUGGCCCAGGCACGGGCAUUGCGCCUUUUCGUUCGUUCUGGCAGGAAUUCGAGAUGUUGCGCGAGAUGAACGCGGAUGCACCACUGCCCAAAGUGUGGCUUUUCUUCGGCUGUCGCAAUCGCGAUGUAGAUCUGUAUGCGGACGAGAAGUUGCAGCUGGCGCGUGACAAAAUAUUGGACCGCGUCUUCUUAGCGCUAUCACGUGAGCCCAACAUACCGAAGGCUUACGUUCAGGACCUGAUUGAAAAGGAAUUCGAUUCACUGUACAAGUUGAUUGUGGAGGAGCAAGGUCACAUUUAUGUUUGUGGCGACGUCACAAUGGCCGAACAUGUCUACCAGACCAUCAGGAAAUGCAUUGCCGGAAAAGAACAAAAAACCGAAACGGAAGUUGAGACAUUUAUGCUAACAUUGCGGGACGCGAAUCGCUACCACGAGGAUAUUUUCGGCAUCACGCUACGCACCGCUGAAAUACACACGAAAUCGCGAGCUACAGCGCGUAUACGUAUGGCGUCACAGCCGUAAACGAAGCAUAUGCGCAGGCGUAAAGAGCAAAAUGAAAAUAUAAAAUUUAAAAUUCAAAAUUAAUUCAAAUCAAGGAACUCAAAAUCAAAAAUUCGAAAGCUCAAAAAUUUAAAAUUUUAAUAAAUUAUAUUGAAGCACACAAUUACUUAAAUUGGCCAUUAACUUGAAUGAAUUCUUUGUAUUAUAUCUUCAAAUCAUAUAAAUGUAAUUAUGUAAUUUGCUAAUUGCACAUAAGCACACUGAGCUGCAAUACAUACUUACAUACAAAUGGUACACUCAGCAUACUAAACACCUACUUACGAAUUGUAAUAUUGUCGAAUUUUGAGGUACUUGAGGUAACCCAUUGCUUUAAAGUUUUAAACAUCGUUAUUUAUUUGUGAUUUACAUAUGUACAUAUGCUCGUACAUACAGCUACUAUUAUUGGGAAAAUUCCAUAUUCACUCAACUAAGUAAUUCGGGCAAUACUGCUAAGCUUCUCUCCACCAACACACACACAUACGACCACAUACAUGCGCACAAACAAACAAAACUGCAUUCGUACAUAUCCACUUUGUUAAAUUCUUACUUGAAAUUCACCUAUCAACUAAAUACAUAUUUAUAAUUGCAAUUAGCCUAUCGAAUUGUUAGUUAUUUUAACAAUAGCAAAAUUAUAAAUAAAAUGUCCUUACAAC
Anastrepha obliqua is the source of this 4881-nucleotide messenger RNA. RefSeq names its product nitric oxide synthase-like. The coding region runs from base 170 to 4210 and encodes 1346 amino acids. The record is from RefSeq and is a predicted model, not a curated record. Gene Ontology annotation, biological process: nitric oxide biosynthetic process. Gene Ontology annotation, molecular function: FMN binding; NADP binding; flavin adenine dinucleotide binding. Lineage: Eukaryota; Metazoa; Arthropoda; Insecta; Diptera; Tephritidae. The transcript is spliced from 19 exons.